Podospora pseudocomata is the source of this 2582-nucleotide messenger RNA. RefSeq lists its product as uncharacterized. The transcript has 3 exons. The record is from RefSeq and is a predicted model, not a curated record. Bases 1539 to 2582 code for a protein of 347 amino acids. Gene Ontology annotation, cellular component: RAVE complex. Lineage: Eukaryota; Fungi; Ascomycota; Sordariomycetes; Sordariales; Podosporaceae.
GCAGUAGAGCUGGCCCUCGCCACAUCAUUUGACGGAAAAAAAAACCCUAGUCCACAGAUCAUGAUCGUGUCCCCAAACGUAUAACAUAUGGCCUCCGGGUAUAUCCCCCACCAAUUAUGCCCACUUCAAGCCAAAACCCAAACAACGCCCAUGUCAUAUUUCCCUUGCAUAUCCAAUAACCGCCCAAAACGCCAAUGUGAUGAUGCUGUUGAAUCUCCCAGUGAAUCUCUCCUGGCUUCUGCUACAAUCAACUGGCCCACCUCACUCCAACCUCGACACAACUAACAUGUCUGACCCGCGCCGAGUCCUCCUCCUCCGCAUCCUCGUCCAUCAUUUCGAUGUCGUCCACUGCCUGUACCGUCCUCGUCCUCGCAAUCACAAUCAAAUCUCCUUCUCUCGUGAACGAGGCCCCCACCUCAACCGCCUUCUGAAUUGCCCUCCCCGUCGCAAUAAGCACGACAUCAUCCAGUGCAUCUGAUAUUGGCCCGGUUUGGUCUGAUCUCCCAUUCUUCGCACCCAGAGCUGCAACACGUGCUGCCAAGGGCAGACCUUUUGUUGUUCCCUGUUGGUUAUUUCGGGCGCUCUCCAGUGCCUUUCGUACGCGUUUUACAAGUGACAUGUGGGAGGCCGAAGAGGCCACCUUGAUGAUCUGGGUGCGAUUCGCGCGAGGAGGGGGCAGGUAGCCAUCAAUGUCGGGUGUCGUCUGGUUUUGGAAAUUGACAGAGGAUGUGGCCGACUUCAAGGUGCGCCGGUGAGGAGGGAGGGGAAGGGGGCGUUUGCGGAUUCGAGAGCCUGCAUACCCCAAAAGUGUUAGCAGAGUGGGCCAGAUUUGCGGUCGCUCUAGGUGAGGGUAACGAACCAUCUGGAAUGGGUGGGAGCUUGUUUUCGGGUUUGUUUGGCAGCGUAGUUGAUGCGCCCACAGGCUGCUGUGUAGUUGGAGAGGCCAUGGCACUGCGACUGGAGAAGUUGGUGCGUCGCCGGGUAUAUGAUAGCCGCAAAAGAGAGAUCGCCGUUGACUAGAUGGGGGGAAUGGCUUCUUGGAUGGAUAUGCGAUGCGGCCUGUGGGUGCAAGAGUUGGAGCAACAAUAUCUCUGUACGAUGAGGGCUUGGAACCUGUCACAGAGCUCUGCCGGUGUAGUUUGUGCCGGCUAUGCAAAGUGUAGAGAGUGAGUCCCGUCGUCAGAGGUCGGCGUAGUUGAUAGAUGGAUAAUGUCAAAAGUUCAAAGCCGUUAGUGGGACCGUCAACCCCAGAACUGGGCGGGCCAAGGCUGAAGAGCCCCACUGGAGCUUUGACCGCCUGCCGUAUUUGCUGGCUAACAUGGAGCUCCCCGCCAACAAUUGUGACAGCGUCUCAGACAGCAGCGUCAUACCACUUCAGCUUCCAACGGUUUUGUUCUCUUUUGCAUGCAUAUGAUAUCCAUAAUCCAGGCACACCAUCAUUGUUGCUGACAGUCGCCAUACAACCGACAGAGUCUCAAUCGUAAAAUGGAUGCCUACAUCCCGAAUCAAACAUCACGAUAGCCCAGGACGCGUAAACCAUGUCUGUCGAAAUUUGGCCUCGAAUUGCGCCAGAAGAACUUAAGGUCGCCAUUAGGGAAUCUGAAGAACGCGAACUCGGCUGGCUUGUUCAAGAGCUCCACGAAACCCUCACCAACCUCAAGCAUGGCCUCGAAGAUUGCUAUGCGCUCCUUGCGCCCAUCGAUCCCGGAUCUACUCUUGUGUUGAGCACCCCUCGAAAUGAGAUAGUAAAGGGCACCAUCACCCGUGUCGGAACGCGCAUUGUCAAGGGGACCAUCCACCUUCGUCUGCGCACCCUUCCUCAGCAAACGAUAAGCAUCAACCCCGACCAUCCCAUACACCUCGGCCCGCUUACUACCCUCCACACUUUGCUUACCCACUCGAUCGACCUCCUCAACUUGACCCUCAGUUACUCGUACCCAACCGAGUCCUCGCCAACCUUGGACAAGAAUACAUCCUCCCCCCAGUUUCUGUCGGCCCAGCUGCGCCUCCUCUCGCAGUCCUUUACAGAGUCCCUCGCCAUUCUCAAAGGGCCGCCUCUUCUCAACUCGGAUCCCUCUUGGACCUCUCGCUCCGCAGCGCCCUCCCACUUCAUCCCGCCCUUGACCAUCCCCUCCAACAGCUCGCACAACCAGUCCUCCCAUCCUUGCCUGUCCUUCCACCUCACCAUUCAGGACUCAAGUCUGGUCCUCUGGCUCCGAACCCUCGAACCCGCCCACGCCCCUGUACACUUUAGCACUAAGCUUGCCCUCGCCAUUGGCACCGCCCGCCGUCUCGAACACGACGAAGCCGAGCGGGUUUUCGGGUACUGCUGCACAGGUGGCGACUCGACUGGGCUACCGCACAUUCACAAUAGCAACCACGAUCCAAACAUUCCCUUGGCGCCGGUGCUCUCAGGCACCCGAAGAAAAGAGGUCGAGGUGUAUGUGAGGGAAAAGGUCAGGGUCGAGAGUGCGGAUCCCAGUCUCAUGAGUUUGACAGCCAAGCUCACGGCUCUGACGCAUACGCUGAGCUUGGCGAGGAGGAAUCUGGCAGCUGUCAUGGGGGAGGAAAUGGAGGAUUAG